Actinia tenebrosa (Australian red waratah sea anemone) is the source of this 1606-nucleotide messenger RNA. RefSeq lists its product as uncharacterized. The record is from RefSeq and is a predicted model, not a curated record. Gene Ontology annotation, cellular component: membrane. NCBI's taxonomy places the organism in Eukaryota, Metazoa, Cnidaria, Anthozoa, Actiniaria, Actiniidae.
AAUAAAGCGAAUAUAACGUCAUUGCUAAUAGUGUCUUCGCGUUUAAAUUUCCUGUAUGUUUUAGCAUUCUUCAUUCCUCACGGGACUUUGCUGAACUCGAAGAUAGCUAGCUUCCAAAGUUUCCAAGUUGGACAAAAUGAAAUUCGGCGUAGCCAUUCUGAUUGGAUGCGUGCUACUGGUUAAGUACCACGUAAAUGCAGAAACCGUUUUUCAGACAGAUAACGAAGAAAGUGACAAGCUGGAGAAUUUAGAUAACGCUGAAGAGGAAGAGUUUGUGGACGACAGUGCUGUGCCUAAAGAAGCAGACUUUUGGAAUGUUAUUAGCGACGUUGACGACCAAAAGGAGACGGAAAAUCAUAACGAUUUUCUUGGAGAACAGUCUGAAUUUAACGAGUUGUUUGGGUCCCCAAAAAGGGGUUUUCGGCCUUUCACAUCAGUGGCACCGACACCCACAACUACUAUGGCUCCAGCGACGGCCAUUCCAAUGCCAACGACUGUAUCGCCUCCAGCUGUUGUGCUCGGUUUGGUCGAGGGAGGGAACCUACUUGGAUGGAUGAUGUUCACUGUACCGGUUCGGAACGAUCUCUAUCGGAGUGCCGUUUUCGAGGAUGGGGAAUUGAGGAUUGCAGUCAUAGUGAAGAUGCAGGUGUUGUGUGUGGCAUUUCAGGACCAGUGACGCCAACACCGACGUCAACGCCUAUAGUUUCUUCAUCAGUUGUAUGCCCUUUUAUAUCAUGCUUAAAUGGAGGAUCGCCACACUGCCGUAAUGGACAAGCUUUCUGCUAUUGUUUCUUUGGCUAUUAUGGACCACGAUGCCAGUAUUACAGGUAUACUACCACCGCCAGACCAUACACUACCUGGCCAUGGAGACCAACCAGUACCUGGAGACCAUACACUACCUGGCCAUGGAGACCAACCACUCCCUGGAGACCAUACACUACUAGACGUCCCUCAAGAUUUGAUUUGAGGAUUCUGCUCAAAAUACUCAAAGGCCUCACGACUCUGUUGGAUGGGAUUAAAGAUGGAAUCAAAGCAGGAAUUUCGAGUAAUGGUAUCAGACAGUACAAGAGAGAAGUCACGUCGAUGUUGGGACAAUUGGAGUUAAAGGCUGGUGCCAUCAAGGAAUCCAAUGAUCCAAGGAAGGUCAUCCUGCUGAAAAAUGUGGGCCACGUGCGCGAACAAGCGCAAAUUCUGAUGAAACGACUUGAAGAAAUACCAGAGGAAAACGAAAUACACGAAUGAGCCAAGAACACUAGACAAUACAGGAACAAAUGGAUCGACUCAAGGAAAAAACGCACUUAAGAAACUUCCACUUAAUUAAGAUAAUCUUAGGAUAAUUUCAAUCGGCCCUGGACAGAGUUUCUGUCGUUAAAGGCCAAACCAUGUAAGAUGACAGGAACAAUACAAUCGUGUAUUGUAUACAAUACAUGAGAAGCCGAAUUUCUUGUCAUGGCUGCCAUCACGUUAAUAUGUAGAUUGUUAAGCUAGCAAAAUUUCUUAAAUUUCAUAUUGUUGUUUUAUUUUUAAGUGUUUUUUUAUUUUAUUUUUCUAAUCAUUUACUAGGCAAGGGUUUAAGUUAAGGAUUUAAUAAAAAAAAAGCAUUGUA